This is a messenger RNA of Colius striatus (speckled mousebird), 2057 nucleotides long. RefSeq names its product F-box protein 5 (gene FBXO5). The record is from RefSeq and is a predicted model, not a curated record. The transcript has 6 exons. NCBI's taxonomy places the organism in Eukaryota, Metazoa, Chordata, Aves, Coliiformes, Coliidae. Gene Ontology annotation, biological process: negative regulation of meiotic nuclear division; regulation of mitotic nuclear division. Gene Ontology annotation, molecular function: protein binding. Gene Ontology annotation, cellular component: nucleus. The coding region runs from base 190 to 1416 and encodes 408 amino acids.
UACUUGGAAAGUGAACUUGACUGGGCCAGAAGCAACUGCAGUUUUCAACUUUCUCCUCUGAGAAGAUACUGAUUCAGUACUCUCGAAAGGUUGCCUAAGAUGAGGCAUACGUAUUUCCUGCUUGUGAGACCCAGGCCUGGAUUUACUAGCAGAUUCGUAACAUCCAGCUGACAGGAUACAAACAAAAUAAUGAAAUCAAACCUUAACCACUCCUUCAAAAUGAAGCGUGAUUUUGAUUGUUCAUCUCUCCAUACUGGCUUUGCACCACUGAAAUCUACUGGUGAGAACACAAGACUGGAAGAAUCCUGCCCCUUGAAUUAUGAGGAAGGCUUUUGUAAAAGCUGUGCUGAAGAGCAUCAGAAAAUUCUCCUUAAUGACUCUCAGCAUGCAGCCACCAUAAAUCUAGAUCUUGAAGAUGAAGGAAGACUUGUACAUAACAAAGAAAACAAACAAGUAGCCCAGAGACUUGAUGAAGGUAUUUAUGAAAUAGAGACAUUGGAAAACAGUAAGCUUCAUGAGGACAGUGGUUACUCCUCCAUGUUAUGUAAUCAAUACACUGAUGCCACAGAACAUGAGGAUAGUAUACCUUUGGCUGGGAAUCUCUGUGGCACACCAAAACAUUGUCUCAUGAAGAACCAAAACCAAGCACAGUUUUCAAAGAAGACUUUGUUGCCAGUAAUCCAUUAUGAAGAACUGAUUUGCUCAACUUUGAAAAAAAGCGGUAAAAGAAAUCUCAAGUCAUGGGCUGUGGUAGACAGAAUCAUUUUCAGGGGAAAGAUUGAACUUUGUAACCUGAUUGGAAAGAAAAUGGGAUUAGAUAGACUAGACAUUGUUGCUGAACUCUUCCAAAAGGACCUAAAGCACAUAUUAGCAAAUAUUUUAAGGCAUCUUGGUGAGAUGGAUUUAGUAAAUUUUGCCAAAGUCAGUACAACAUGGCAGAAGAUUCUACAAGAAGAUAAAUGGAGUUUUCAAGUAUAUAGUAAAGCUGUCAAAAGCCUUUCUAUUGGCACUAAGGCACCAGAGCACACUGCAACAAGGGAGUAUGCUCUCUACCGAGCAACUUUAGCCUCCAUUCAGAAAGCAGUCCCACCAAACAACUUGAAUAAAAAAGGCACCAGAUCCAAAGCAUCUAAGAAUCACAGCAGGCUCAUGGAGUUUUCUGAGGCUGCCAAGACUUUGAAAAACACUGAAAGCUUUAAAGUCUGCCAUCGCUGUAGCUCACCUGCAAAGUAUGACUCCUAUCUACAAAGAGCAACGUGCAACCGUGACAGCUGUGGCUUUGACUUUUGCACAAAGUGCAUGUGCAGCUACCACAGCUCCACUGACUGUAUGAGUGGCAAAACAGUGAAACUCAACUCUAAGCUGAUGCCGCUUCCUGGGACUAAGAAAAGCAAGCAGAAUCUACGGCGGUUGUGAUCUGUCCAUACCAAUUCAGAUAGUCAGAUGCCCCAUAAAAGUUUUUUUAGGGUAUAAAAGUUAUCCACAGGAAUAAGCAACAAAAAAAUGCUUUCUGCCAUCUUAUAUUUUUUUCAAAGUAAAUUGUAUUCCUCUGUGCUAUUUGGUCAUGUUGAAAUUCCUAGGAAUCAUAGCAAAUAUGCAUUUAAAGUCUUCCUAAUCUAUACAUUUCAAAGAAAAUUUAAAAAAUAUUAAUAAUUUAUCUAUUGUGUUCCAGUCUUCAAAACACUCUGCAAUAAUGAACAAAACAAAGUUCUAUCAAGCAGCAUUCCAUGUGUAACCCUGGAAAUUCUUGAAUGCCAGAAGGGAGGUGGGGAAACGAUACUUAUUUAAAAGUCUUUUAAAAACAUUUAUAUUAAAAGACUGUCAAGUGAGGUGAAUGAAGUCCCUUUUAACAUAAAAUUAUGAGGAAGUCUAGAUUUCAUGACUCUCUUCUUUCAAGGAUUUGCCUUAAUUUUUAAAUUUGAAAGUGCAUAAUGCUAUUUUCUCUGAUGGUUUUACCUUAUGUGAAUCUUGAAGUGUUACUCUUCCUUCAUUUCUUCAUUCAGAACCUGCGAGUUUUCAUUGAAUACCUUUUCCAGCUUUUUAAAGAAGUACUGUAU